AUGCUUCAACCCCUCAUACCCCUUCCGAUCAGCGACCAGACCACAGCCAACAACUGCAGCAACGACAUCUUCAACGAAUGUUGCGACAACGGCAACAAGAUCGUUAACAUCAACGACGAUGAAGCAAUCAACAACAACGACAACAUCAUCAACGACUUAAUCGUCGACAACAAUAGCAGCAUAAUACGUUGCAGUUCACUAGCGCAGUACAUCUGCGGAAACAACAGCAGCAACAACAACACAAACCAUCCAGUGACCACCAGAAUGAAGCAGACGACCAACCUCAACAACAGCCACCUGGUAGAAUGCUGCAGAGUCACUGAGGAAGCCAUGGCUGACGAUGACUCCUGCGCCGCCGAUGAACUCUCCAUGAAGUUGUGGGAAUACUCCUAUCAGAUGCUCAUCCAACAGAAGCACUGCGAUGUCGUCAUUGUGACGCAGAAGGGAACCAUCAAGGCACAUCGUUGCAUUCUCGCAUUCCACAGCCAGUACCUCUGCAAGGUCUUCUACCAGCUUGGAGCCGAUAAGAAGGUCGUCAUCAGAUUGGAUUGCAUUCCUAUAGACACUGUCAGACAGAUGCUCUGCUUCUUUUAUUCUGGGGAGAUUAAGGUGAACAAAUUCAACUUGGUGGACCUUCUGAACGUUUCUGAGCAGUAUUGCUUCCCGAACCUUCAACAGGCCUGUUUGGACUUUUUCAAAGACGUGACCCCGGAGAAUGCCAUCUUUCUACUUUCGCUGACGAACUCGAUGGGAUUGGAGACGAUGCAACAGAACAUCAUGUGCUUCAUCGUUCAGUCGUUCAAUCAGGUCAGUCAGACUCCUGACUUUGUGUACCUUCCGUUUCCUCUUUUGAGAUGCGUCCUGAUGGAUGAUGAUCUGCAGGUCUGCAAUGAGCUGGAAGUCUUCUAUGCUGUCGUUAGAUGGGUAGAGCACAAAAAGGAAUGCCGUGUAGAGCAUGUAGCAGAUCUGUUGAACGGUCCAGUUAGGUUGGAGUUGAUGUCAGUGGAGGAACUGAAUGAUGAGGUGGAGAGCCAGGAUUGGAUGUUUUGCAACCAGGAAGCUAAGGAUGUACUCAGCGAGGCCUACAGAAAAAAGUUGUUGAUGACAUCAGGCCUAUGUCCCGCGGCGGCCCUGAGACCAAGGAACUACUCCAACUACUACGCCACCAACAGCCAAUUCUGUUGCUAA
This is a messenger RNA of Helobdella robusta, 1188 nucleotides long. RefSeq lists its product as hypothetical. The record is from RefSeq and is a predicted model, not a curated record. NCBI's taxonomy places the organism in Eukaryota, Metazoa, Annelida, Clitellata, Rhynchobdellida, Glossiphoniidae. Bases 1 to 1188 code for a protein of 395 amino acids. The transcript is spliced from 6 exons. Gene Ontology annotation, molecular function: protein binding.